GUGUAUGGUGGCUCACUGUCCGAUGUGCUGGAGAAUCGAAAAGGACAAGUGGAUGACAAAGAGAAAAUCGGAAAUAUGUCACUGGGCUCGGCGUGCGGCCUCGAAUACAUUCAUGCGCAGAAUAUAAUCCAUCGAGAUAUCGCAGCACGUAAUGUACUUUAUACGAUGAACAAAGUGGCCAAAAUCAGUGAUUUCGGAAUGUCGCGACAGGGUGAUCUCUACAGGAUGACAAAGGGCAACAAAAAAAUACCACUGAAGUGGACAGCACCGGAAAGCAUGUCUGUGUAUCAGUAUACAAAAAAAACCGACGUCUUCUCAUUCAGCAUUUUGCUUUGGGAAAUAUUUUCGGAUGGCGAAGAACCGUACAAAGGAUUGACGGGUGUCGAUGUGAAACGAAUGGUUUCAUGCGGUGAACGAAUGGAAAGGCCGGAAGGUUGCCCGAAGAAUAUGUUCAAAAUAAUACAAAAAUGCUGGGAACAAAGUCCGGACGACCGAUACACCAUGUCUGAGGUUGUAAGGAAAAUUGAAGAUGUACUGGAUGAUUAUGCAACUGAUUCCAUCGAGACGGAAGGACACGUUGAGCCCAAGGUAACAGUUUAG
This is a messenger RNA of Gongylonema pulchrum, 600 nucleotides long. Lineage: Eukaryota; Metazoa; Nematoda; Chromadorea; Rhabditida; Gongylonematidae. The record is from the annotation of a GenBank genome assembly.